AUGUGUGUCUCGAGAGCUCUUCCUGGUCCUGAAUGGCGUGUUGUUCUUCGGCUGGGCUGGGCGACCUCUGAUUUCUACAUACCUCCCAUGCAUCCGGACAGACGUCGUCAGUAUCGGGCACUGGUGCAAGAAGCCCUUCCACGAUGCCUAAGUGUUCGCGUUGGCGGUCGAGUUGUAAAUCUACCCGAUCCCAUCUUCCAUGGCGGCCAAGCGCAGCGCUUGGGCAAGCGUCUUCGUUUGUCUAUUGAUAUAACGGACAGGGNUCAGUAA
Molecule: messenger RNA, 270 nt
Organism: Echinostoma caproni
Lineage: Eukaryota; Metazoa; Platyhelminthes; Trematoda; Plagiorchiida; Echinostomatidae
Source: the annotation of a GenBank genome assembly